Messenger RNA from Orbicella faveolata, 7379 nucleotides. RefSeq lists its product as uncharacterized. The record is from RefSeq and is a predicted model, not a curated record. Gene Ontology annotation, cellular component: nucleus. NCBI's taxonomy places the organism in Eukaryota, Metazoa, Cnidaria, Anthozoa, Scleractinia, Merulinidae. Gene Ontology annotation, molecular function: RNA polymerase II cis-regulatory region sequence-specific DNA binding; DNA-binding transcription factor activity, RNA polymerase II-specific. Gene Ontology annotation, biological process: regulation of transcription by RNA polymerase II.
GGGUAAAGUACAGGUGAAGACUUCAAAUAAAUUACAUGAGUCAAUUCAAAAUUAAUAGCUCUAGCGUGUAACGCAAGAUUGAUUUGUAAUUAUGAUUGAUUUCGGACGAGAGAUAAUAUUGUGCAUAGUAAUAGCAAUAUCUGAAACAUUUUGAGCGAGAAAAAGCCUGGCCGUUCUUAGGUUUGUUUUGCUAUUUGCGCCUGAAAAUAUCUGUCGAGAUGUUCUUGAGUUACAUGUAUUGGCAUUUCAGUGAAUAAUGCGUGAGUGCCCAGGAACUUAUCAAAGUGCUUAAUUAUUUUGCUUGUUAGCAGCUGUUAUUGUUUUGGAGCUAGGGGGCAUUGUUUCUGUUGUUUGUUCUAUUAUCCUCUUAAAGGGUAUCAAGCCAUUCAUGUGAUACCUUACAAGAGCUGCUACCCGACCCCUAGUACAACGACGACAAUUGCAAUGACAGAAGAACAAAACAGAUCAACUCAAGGCGUCCGUUUAUGAGGUGGCUGCCUACAGAAAUUAAUGUCAACGUACUUUUCUGUAGCGUCCACUCUAGUGCGCCGGAGAAAUUUGAAAACGCAGCUUUAUUUCUACGGUUAGGCCUACCGUCCACACUAAUCCGUCACGAAAACGGAGCUUGUCAAGAACGCUUUUAAAACCGGAGUGAUCUGAAAACGCCGGUGUUUUAAUUUCGUGUGGACGAAAAAGCUUUUCGAAAACGAUGGCGUCGCCAUAAUCCUGUGAUAUCCCUGAUAUUUGAUGCGUUUUCAGAGUGACGUCACCGUUUUCAAAUUGUUUGGGCGUGGUGUGGACUGGGCCUGAAGCUGUUUGUUAGUCGCUUGGUAGCCACUCACAUGGUCGCUUGCACCUGAUUUACAUGGCUACGGUGGCGACAACGGGUAAAACCACAUCCAGUAUGACAGCAGCAACAGAAUUUGAAAACAAGUUUGCUAAAUUCAGGGCUAAAACAUUGCGUAAAUAGCAGGGUUAAGGCACGAGCUUGAUAUCUGCGCUAGGUAACACCAGAUGCGAAGAGCGAAGUUGUUUAUACUUCUAACUCCAUAGACAUUCAGUAACUCCACCCAAAACGUCGGUCCCCAGCUAGCAAAGGCUGAAUCCAAAAACUGCAACGACUAUUAAACGAAUUGAUUUCACUUUACACUUGGCAACUGCACCAUGAAUUGUUCCAUUUUUGCUUCUUUUCCACAGAAAAACGGCAAUCUUUGUGUAGGUGAGGAACAUGUACAUUAAUGGAAUAACAAAUACCAGAAAAAAGUGUAUUGUUUUGGAUAGCUGGGUUUUCCAUUUUGAAGGCAAAUCACAGAAGCUAUAUUCUUUACAAGUUUCCGUGCCGUUGUCCUCUUUAGAGCAAAUUACUUCAGUGUCUGUCCUAACGCUAUAAAUAAAAGGAACAGACGUUAUAAAGGCGUAAAUCAAAAUGGCAGCAAUUAGUUUAAAAUACGUCUUUAAAUGUCUCGGCGCCAAGCUAUCAAAAGGUCGCAAGACGUUUCUGUGUCGGUCCCAGGCGAUCGCGGCCAAACUGUUGAAAAUGGCCGCGGCACAUGCGUAGUCGAUGAGCCCGAGAGCCUUGCAUGAUGAAGAGUUGCCCUUGGAGAAUUGAAUGUUCCAAAAAAUUGGAACGGUCAAGUGAAACAGUAGAUACGUUACAGACAAAUGGAAAAUCAGAAAACUUGAAAUACUCUGCCGUAUCUUGCCACUUCGAACCAUGACAAAGACCACCAUGAUGUCACAAAGACAACCAUAAUGUGAGAACAGCACCGCAUAAAAGCAACGCGUAGUAAGCGACUUUAAAUAAGUAAACACAGUCUUUACGAUAGAGACACGGUGAUGAGGAAUUUUAAUCACUUGUGUUACUCCAGCUUUCUAUAGUUUGAUUCAUUUUCAUGUCUGUUAUUGCUUUUCUCCUGAGUUUCGUCUUGAACGCCCUGACUGGCAGGAGACGAGAAAACGGUCUUUUUGGACUCAAAAUCCUCGCUUAAUUCUCUACCAAAACACAGUAAGCUCUGUUGGUUAAAUGCAAGCCUUAACCCGUUGAGAUAGCGCGUGUGAUGAAAGCCAUAUAAAUUUUCUCUUAAUGUUCCGGACACAGGUUGGUGAACAGCUAAGUCAAUAAAACCCACUGCGAAAAAUCAAGAGUAUGAUUACCAUGCACGAACAGCAAAGAGGAAGCUUUUGGACAAGUACAAUGAAAAUCAAUUAUGAAGCCCCCGGUCUGUCUUUUUACGGUCAAAUAUAUUAAUUUUUAUUUCUGCAUUCUCUGUCUUACAAUAUUUUAGAAAAUAACAGAAAUAACCUAUAAGUGCUAUCAGUUUAGGUCUUACUAAUUCACUGUGUAUUUUUUCGCUCAGAGUUUGCCAUCACACAACGCACGUGCGCUGUUUAAACUGAGUUUUUGCCGCCGUCAAACAAAACUACAGCAGUCGUAAUGGUCAAACCUAACUGGAAAGCUAACUUGUUCUACUCUUUGAAAUCGUAGUCUGAGAGAUUCGUCAAGGCUGCAAUAUUCAUAUACCGUGAGAACAACUGAAUUAAACCACGUACGAACCACAAAAAAGACCCUUAAUAACGAGGUGACCAUAUCAACCGGGCAAGUGUCUGCACAAACCUGGAAAGAGGCCGUAUGAAACGGCAGGUGUACUUAUUACCCUGGAAGUGACCGGACCGACUGCGUAUCUACCGUUUCAACUGGGCAGAUUUACGUAUUAAAUGUGAAGGUUUAUGUAUGAACCUGCCUGGUUCCCGCAUCAACAGGGUAUAACGUAAGUGGUCGUGCCCUCCGAGCAGGUGUACGUAUCAACCGGGCAGGUGUGCGUAUUAGCCGGGGAAGAGUCUGUAUCGACCGGGCAGGUUUCCGUAUCGAACAGGCAGGUGUGCCUAUCAACCGAGCCAGUGACCGUAUCACAUAACUGUGCGGGUAUCCGUAUCAACCGGGCAGGUGUUCGUAAAGCGGGUUGCGGCACUCCUUUUUAAUUUUUUUCUGUGUAGUUUGUGUAUGAAAUACUAGAGGUAUCAGUAGUGCACUCCGCGCAAAACUUUCAAUGGUAUAAGUUAAAUUUUCAAACAGUAACUAACCAAUCACAAAGCAUAAUGCAUCGGUACUUGGAAAUAACCUAGUAGACGUCAAUCUAUGGCUAUUUAUCAGACGCUCUUCUCGUCUUUGCCCUUUAUAAACAGGCAACUCAACAGGACGGUUUGAAGAGGGGGUGUACACUGUAAAUACCAUUCCUCAACCCAAUUUGUGCCCAGAUCCCAUCCCAAGGGUUUUUAGUUUGUUGUUUCCAGUCCCCGUGACCCAAAUCCCGUUUUCCCAGAGGAAAAAAAAAAAUGCCUUUCAAAUUCCACUUCUCAUUUCACCUCUUCAGAUCCCUCUCAAAAUAAAAAUAUAACACAGACCGCACGAGAAAGUAAAGGAAAAUAACAGCAGUAUUUUCUGCAGAUCAAACAAGUCAAAAUUACAGUAUUUUAAAACAAAAUCAUGGCUUGAUAUUCAGUGAAUGGCGAGCUAUUGAAUAAGAUUGAAGUCAAGUUAAAGCUUCUUUAUACAGUAAUUCAUUUUUCGGUGGAAUAUUCACAGUUUUGUUUAACUUGAUUCACUUUAUAAUUUCAAUUUCGAUCACCUGCCAAGAUACGUCCCUGCAUGGACAAAUUAAAACUGAGAGAGGCCUUGUUGUUUUUGCUUCGUACUUUUUUUUCCUAAAACGUCUGGCUCACGUUUUUCCAAAAGUGUGAGAAUCACAAAUUGAAGCUUGUUAUGUAACGUUUAACUACGUGCAUGAACUCACAAACAACAUUACGGGCUUGUUUUUGUGCCCACGGCGAUUCGGCGGACGCGAGGGUGGGGAGGUACGGGAAAACGCUGGCAAGAGUGUAUAAACUGGGGCUCUAAUUCCAGUUCAAAAUCAGGUCAAACAAGGUAUUUAUGAAGAAAUUCGAUGAAAAAAGAAGAAAAAGCUAGUGAAAACUGCUCUGAAAUAUUAAAAUAUCCACAACCAGUUCUGGCAGUUUGUAAAUUCUUCUAAUGGCAUCUGCAAUACACGUCACAUAAAGCACUACAAAUGAGCUCUCUCACUUCAGGUUUUGAUAAACGUUUGUUGAGUAUAAAACAAUUCAUGUUUGGUUUCUCCUUCUAAAGGUACGGCUGGGUAUAUAAAAAGAUUAAACAGUGUUAAUAUUGCAUUGUGAGCAAUACUGUUGAAACAAAAUACAACCAUGGUUGAUUUACGACAACGAAGCGAGACCAAACUGCACAAACUAAAAUUAAAGAGAGAUACAAGGUAUUUUAUGAAAACAGUCUGGAUAUUCAACGAAGGAAUUGCAUAUCAUAAAUUCCCCUGACAAUCUAUUUCCAGAGAAGUCUAGAAGAUUUGCAAAUUCAAUUUGCAAAUCAACGGCUUUCGGUGGAACUUUUAUUUGUUAAAAUAAUCAAAUAUGCGGGAUGUGCACUUUUCAGUUCCUUUGUAAACCGGCAUUUGGGUGCGCUUGCACAAGCUGUAAGAAAACUAAAUUUAAUACAUGUUUCUAAUGGAUGUUCUCUUCGUCUAAAAUACUGAACUCACGUGUUUCCAAAGAGUUUGUUACAUAACUGAUCUGCUGCAAGUGAUCGUAGACGUCCUCAAUUAUUAGGCAAUUUAGGUAACCACGAUUGCAAGCGACGACAGGGAAAACGCCGUUUAAUACAUUAUAAAUGAAUUUAGAAUUUGCUUACGAUUCUCGCUAUACAGUUAAGUCAUUUAGUUUGAUUGUCUUUGUCAAAACCAUCUUGAAACUGAAAAUGGAACACGGUGUUUAAUCUGAAAAAGGAAAUUAGAAAAUAAGCCGUCUUGGCUCACGUUCUCAAGACAACGCAGAAUGUGGUCAUAUGCCAUUUUGCAGAUGACGGCAAAGAAAUGCACCAAGAAUUAUACUGUUGUGCUCAUUAAACCUUUUAGUUAGCCACGCUGCCGUUGCCAUUGCGUUCGUGUUUUUCUUAAACAUCCUAGUAUGAUUACAACAAUACAUGCAGUUGUUUUGCUCCUUCAGUGAAUUUUUUCCAUGCCCAAUGACUCUUAAAGUAAAAGGUCUUCUGAGAAUACUGCCAAUUAGGUCUCUCCAAAAAUCAUAGUUACUCUAAAAUGCUCCGAGGUGUUUUAAAUCCACGUAGAGUAAAGAAAAUCGUCUUUUUUGUUUUGAAAAUUGAAUUUCUCAGUGUUGUUCUCAGUGAAUCAUGUGAAAACAGUUGCAUAGCUGUGAGUUAACUCAAACGGGAAAUAUUUUUCUCUGUUUAUUUUUCAAAAUGGUCGACCUCACGUUUUCCCGACGCCAUGUGAAACCAAUUUUCAAAAUGCAUGUUAUAUAAGGUUAAAUAAACUGCAUCUUGCAUUGAGCUUAACACGUUAUUGUUACCAAGACAAUUUUAAAGUUUAUUAUUUCUGGCGGGGAGUUAACGGGUGUUGUGAAGUGAAGGUCAAAAUUGCUACGGAGGGCCACAUGACAAUUACAAAAACAAAAGAGACUAAACGAAGCGUGUAUAGUAAAGUGAGAUGACCUAGGGAGAACGCUGUGUAGAUUUUAUCCAUUUAUCAAUUUUAUAUUCUAUACUUUUAGCUUGGUAAAAGCUAACGUUGUUUAGUAUUUUAUUUUGGUUAUAGCAAACUGUCCCCCUUUCUUGCAAUAGUCACAUUGACAGGAACUUACAGCAUAUAACGACACAAAACUCGCCUAGAAAAACACCAUCGACGCAUUAUUCCACGUGUUAUAUAACGAAACGAAAACUCACGUGCACCUGCAACACCUGUUCAGCUUUGGUUCCUUCCUGAACAAGAGGGGAUAAAAAGGAAUCAAUAACACACCGCAAUCUUCACAUUAGACUUGAAUUUAAAGCGAUAGACAUGGAGAAAGGAAAACAACACGGCAAGACAAGCAGUGCAACAUUCCUACCCGAUGCUGCGAUAUCUUCCAGAUUUCUGUACAGUUUUCAAGGAAUGAUUCAUCCCGUAAAUGCUAAUGCUCCAUUCGCAGAUAAAAGAGUUUUAAUUCAAGACAUUCCAGAAAGUAGCGAGGCUAACAGAGUCCGCCAGAUAUGCAGUGAGUUGUUAUCGUCACUAUCAGCCAAGAAGAAGUUAUUCCAAGUGGGCAGUCAGCAUCAAACGCGUGAGGGGAAAUCGUGGGCGCUGGCAUGUGAAGGCGGGAAUUAUGGUGGGCAACAUGAAGAUACGAAACUGUCAUUGCCUUUCUUGGUACACACAAAAAGCACAGAGUGCAACUCCCCCGUUUCGAGGGACUGCUCGAAGGAAAUUGCCACCUUUGAGAGCGCAGCUCAAGCGGUAUCCAACAAAGACAACAAGGAAUACAAGUUAGAAAAAACAAUCGCUCAGCAACCUGAAAAACAAGACAAGUUAAGCGACGAACCUGCUGGAAAGAAGAGAAAAGAAGACGCUUUAGAAGACGAUCACACACGUAACGGACCAAAAGAAAGAGAAACUUAUUGGGAGCGAAGAAAGAAAAAUAAUGCUUCGGCAAAAAAGUCAAGGGACGCGAGAAAAGCCCGAGAACUGCAAACACAAAUAAAGGCAGCUUUUCUUGAGAGGGAGAACCUGGGAAUACAUGCACAGCUUAUGAUUGCUCAACAGGAAAAUGCGUGUUUAAAACGAAUUUUAUGCGCCAAAAUGUAGAGAACGUUGUGACUGUAGACAUUUGUGUUUGUAAUUUGUACCAGCUGACGCGUUUAUAAAAUGCCUUGCCAUUGCUUAGAAAUAGUUUUUUCUUGAUAUAACUAUGUAUAAAAAUCCCUCUUAAUGCAGGAAUCUCUGUGUAGUUAGAAGGGCGGUAGCCCGUGACAGGCAAAGUGAGGCACUUGCCUCAGUCAUCUUUUUCGUUUUCUGUUGUUUACAGUCAUCAUAAACACGCUAAAUACCUAGGAAGAGAAUUUAACCAUGGACAUUCCGUCGGUUUUAAUUUUUUCAUGGACAAUGCAUGAGUCACAUUAAAUUUUUCUGGCCACGGUCCUGGUUAUUUACUGUUAUGUGUACUGAUAUUUCACAUACCGCACUGCUUUUAAAACUUGAUUGACACAUUGUAUUAUCUGACAAUUUGUCAUUGAAUCGUUAAGAAUAAUUGCUUACUUCACUCACGGUUUAUUUUUUAUUCGUCUUCGCAGAUGUCACCCAUCAUCUGUCUGUGUGUAAAUCGUUCCUCUCUGUGGGGCUGAGGGGGUGGAGAGGAGUGGGCAGGGGGUGGAGGGGCGUGGACAGGGGGUGGGGGAAAGACUACGUGAGGAGAAUAGUGUCUCUACUUAAUUUAAAUUUCGCAAUAAUGGAAGAGACAAAUGUCGUGAGACUUAAAGGAGCUCACUCACGGUAUUUUGAGUUAUUUUGGCCGCAUACAAAAUUACC